Molecule: messenger RNA, 1257 nt
Organism: Yarrowia lipolytica CLIB122
Lineage: Eukaryota; Fungi; Ascomycota; Dipodascomycetes; Dipodascales
Biological process (GO): protein import into mitochondrial matrix
Cellular component (GO): mitochondrial inner membrane
Molecular function (GO): protein-folding chaperone binding
Source: RefSeq, a predicted model, not a curated record
AUGCUACGAGCUCGACAGUGUCUUCAGGUGGCCAAGCCGGCUUCCACUCGAUGGUUUUCGGCGUCCAGUGCGCUGGGCAAAAAAGACCAGACCCCCAUGCAGGUCUUCAUGGACACGUUCAAGAAGGAGUGGGGCAAGUCCAAGGAGCUCCAGGACAACAUCAAGGCGCUGAACGACGAGACUGGCCGAAUGGCCGAGAGUGAGACCUUCAAGCGGGCCAAGGCCGCGUAUGCCAAUGCGCAGAAGGGUUCAUCUGCCACGUCCAAGCAGCUCAAGAAGGCCGCCGGAGCGGUUGGAUCUGCUGCUGGAGCGGCGUGGAACUCGCCCGUUGGCCAGGCCACCCGAAAGGGAAUCAACGUCACCGCCGACACGCUGGACAAGGCUGCCGAGCCCAUUCGAAAGACUAAGGCGUACAAGGACAUCAAGGACGUGAUUGACGACGGAUCGUCGAUCCGAUAUGGAGGUUUCGAGGACAAGGGCAGCCGACGAUCUCGACGUAUGGCCGAGCAGCAGGCCCGAAUCGAGGAGGAGCUGCGAACCGGCGUCAAGACCGGCCCCGUCAUGCCCAACGAGGAGGCUGGCAGUGAUCUGGUGGUCCAUGCCACCGCCCGGGCCUCCAACCGGCGAAUGCCCAAGUUUGACGAAAACUCCGUCAUUGGCAAGACUGGAAAGGGCGUGGCCUCGUGGUGGGAGGAGUCCGACAACGGAUUCAUCGCCACCCUGCGAGCCGUGACUUCCAAGGUGGGCCGACUGUUUGACGAGACCGAGGCUGGCAAGGUGAUCCGAAUGUUCAAGCUCAUGGACCCGUCGUUUAACCAGGACCAGUUCAUGAAGACUACCCGAGAGUACAUCAUUCCCGAAGUGCUGGAGGCGUGGGUUACCGGCGACGGCGAGACCCUCAAAAUGUGGCUCAGUGAGGCCCCCUACAACAUUUGGGCCACCCAGACCAAGCAGUACACCGAGCAGGGUCUUUUCGCUGACGGCAAGAUUCUUGACAUUCGAGGAGUCGAUAUCAUGUCCGCCAAGGUGCUGCCACCGUCCGACGUGCCUGUCUACGUCAUCUCCUGCCGAGCUCAGGAGGUGCAUCUGUACCGAAAGGCCAAGACCGGCGAGCUGGCUGCUGGAACCGAAGACAACAUCCAGCAGUCCACCUACGUCAUGGUGCUGACCCGAGUGCCUGAGGACAUGGGCAAUCCCGAGACGGGCGGAUGGAAGAUUUUGGAAAUGGUCCGGGGAGCCUCUCGAUCGUGGACUUAG